Messenger RNA from Neopelma chrysocephalum (saffron-crested tyrant-manakin), 1408 nucleotides. RefSeq names its product hemoglobin subunit pi. Bases 901 to 1329 code for a protein of 142 amino acids. Gene Ontology annotation, cellular component: haptoglobin-hemoglobin complex; blood microparticle; hemoglobin complex. NCBI's taxonomy places the organism in Eukaryota, Metazoa, Chordata, Aves, Passeriformes, Pipridae. The transcript is spliced from 3 exons. Gene Ontology annotation, biological process: oxygen transport; hydrogen peroxide catabolic process. The record is from RefSeq and is a predicted model, not a curated record. Gene Ontology annotation, molecular function: iron ion binding; oxygen binding; haptoglobin binding.
UGGCUGUGGUGCUGAGGGCUAUUUUACAGUACCAAGGGUAAUGAACAGCGGGAUCACACAGUUAGAGAUUAAAGACAUGCAAUAGGAGGCAUUUAGUGAUGAAAACAAAAAAUCUGACUGGUCUUUCUCAACACACUGAGGACCAUACUGAACUUCACAAACUCUCUUAUCCAUAGGAAAUAUUUCUACCACUGCUGUUAUAAUCCAUAUCAAUUGCAGAGUAGGUCCCUAAUUCUCUGCGAGAGGCUGGCAAAGUGAAGUCCUGGCAGUGAUGAAGAAAGUGGCAAAAUUUCUACUUAUUCUCACAAAAUCAGUGUUUCACUGACCCUCUGAACUAUACCACACAUCUCCCAGCCUGCCUCUACCACCACCUAGGAAUCAUUUCAUGUGAAAAAUUGUGGCACAGGCAGACACAUAUACUGGAAUUGUAUUAUAUGGCCCAGAAAGGCCCAGAGUCUUGUGUUCACACUUGUGAACCAAGGGAGGAAAUGCAGAUUCCUCUCCAAGCUCCUUAGUAUGCUUGAAGUCCAUAUGCUCCUCAGCUUAAAGAUGUGUCCUAACGCUUCAUCAAUGGAAUUUCCCAGCAUUAUCUCUCUGUUCAUGUAUCAAUAUGUGUCCAGACAAUUUCUUUGGGCCACACAGCUGUUUUGUUACGAAGCAAGAAGCUGAUAAGGCCAGCAGGAGAGGAGGGCAGUGUGCUGACCCUGACCAGAAUAGCCAUUGCUCCUUGGGGAGAUAAGUGUCUCCCGCUCCAUGGGAGGGCCUCUGGAGUGACCAAUGAGUGUGGACAGGCACCAAGGUCCGCUCUCCCCUUCCCCUUUAUAACCAGGGUGGGGAGGUGGGGAGUCCAAACCUGCUCUGAGCGGUCACUCAAGGGACAGAGCAACCACCUCCUGCACAAUGACGCUGACCCAAGCCGAGAAAGCCGCUGUGGUCUCCAUCUGGGCCAAGGUGGCCACCCAAGCCGAUGCCAUCGGGGCAGAAUCACUGGAGAGGCUUUUCUCCAGCUACCCCCAGACGAAAACCUACUUCCCUCACUUCGAUCUCAGCCAAGGCUCGGCUCAGCUUCGUGGCCACGGCUCCAAGGUCAUGAAUGCCAUCGGGGAAGCCGUGAAGCACGUUGAUGACAUUCGAGGAGCUCUGGCCAAGCUCAGCGAGCUGCACGCUUACAUCCUCCGCGUGGACCCUGUGAACUUCAAGCUGCUUUCCCACUGUAUCCUGUGCUCCGUGGCUGCCCGCUAUCCCAGUGACUUCACCCCAGAAGUUCAUGCUGCAUGGGACAAGUUCCUGUCCAGUGUUUCCUCUGUCCUGACUGAGAAAUACAGAUAAAUGGCCUCCACAGAGGGUGAGGGAGGCACAUCCCAGGCUCUGGGGAAUCACCCCUUCCGAGGCAGCCCUCUCAAAUCCC